Molecule: messenger RNA, 2721 nt
Organism: Penicillium bovifimosum
Lineage: Eukaryota; Fungi; Ascomycota; Eurotiomycetes; Eurotiales; Aspergillaceae
Product: snoRNA-binding rRNA-processing protein NOP14
Exons: 2
Coding region: 1-2721 (906 amino acids)
Biological process (GO): maturation of SSU-rRNA
Cellular component (GO): Noc4p-Nop14p complex; small-subunit processome; nucleolus
Source: RefSeq, a predicted model, not a curated record
AUGCCGCCCUCUCAGCUAAAGCAGCUGAAGGCUUCACUCCGUGAGACUGGAGUUCUUGGUCCUCAGAAGUCCAAGAAAGAGAAACGCCAAAAUGCGAAGACCGGCGUCGGUGCGAAGAAUCGCAACCAGCGCGAGGCCGCCUUACAAGCAAUCCGAGAUCGCUUCAACCCAUUCGAGAUCAAAAUGACCAAUAAAUCCAGCAAGUUUGAUGUUACAACCAGAGACGGCAACACAACUGCUGGUGGUGGCGCUCGCCCAGGUGUUACUAAAUCACUGGGUGAAGAAAGGCGCCGUGCGACACUUCUGAAAGAGAUGAACAGCCGCAACAAGGUCGGUGGACUUAUCGAUCGCCGAUUCGGUGAGAAUGAUCCCACCAUGACACCCGAGGAACGAGCCGCCGAAAGAUUCGCAAGAGAGAGCCAGAGAAAGAUGCGCAAGGAGUCCAUGUUCAACCUUGAAGAUGAUGAGGAUGAGAUGCAACUUACUCACAUGGGUCAAUCUUUGACCUUCGACGGCCCGGUCCAAGACGAUUUUGAGGCGGGAGGAGAGUUGGGGGAUUUGGAAGCCGCGGAAUCCGACGAAGAGUCAUCGCGGAAACGGAAGCGACUCGCCGAUGGCGAUGAGGCCGAGGACCAGGAAGACUUCAUCGACUAUGGAGACGAAGAGCAGCCCGGGCGCAAGAAAACCAAGGCCGAGGUCAUGAAGGAAGUCAUUGCGAAGUCCAAGUUCUACAAAGCGGAACGGCAACAGGCCAAAGACGAUGAUGAAGACCUGAGGGAGGAAUUAGAUAAACAGCUUCCUGACCUUUUCGAGGCUUUGCGAGGCAUCAAGCCUGCGCCCAAGCCAGUGGCAGAGGCGCCAAAGCACGAUUUCUCGGAGAUGAAUCCAGAGCGAGCUGCCAUGAUGGGGCAAUCGCAAAACAAGGAUCCAGAAAAGGAAUACGAUCAGCGCCUCAGGCAAAUGACAUUCGACCAACGAUCAAAACCCACAGAUCGCACAAAGACAGAGGAGGAGAAGGCCGAGGAAGAGGCGGAGCGGCUCAAGAAACUCGAGAGCGACCGGCUUCGCCGAAUGCGCGGAGAGCCGCUCACUGACGACGAGGAAGACAACAUGGAUCAGGACGAAGGCUUGGAGGAUGACGAGUCGGAAAUCGACGAUGCUACCCAUUUCGGCCUUCCAGCCUACCCCACUGAGACGCGCCCUGAACUCGCCGUUGAAGAUGAAGAUGAUUUUAUCAUCGACUCAGAUCUGGUUGAAACAGAUUCGAAUGCCAGUCUCGCCAUGGAUAGUGACGAGGAAGAGGAAGGAGAGUCGUCAAGCGAUGAGUCUGAAGGGCCAGAUGGGGAGGACGAACUCAUCAACGGCAUGACCUUACCAACAUACGAUGCCGCUGCCACCUCGACUACUACCGAAGUGAGCAAGGGAUCAGAUGGAAAGCUUGCAUUCACAUACCCCUGUCCCAAGGACCACGAAAGCUUCCUGAAUGUCAUCAAGGACUUGCCUGUCGAGGAAAUCCCAACAGUCAUUCAGCGUAUCCGCGCCUUGCAUCACCCUCGGCUCAAGCCUGGCAACAAAGAUAAGCUUGGUCGAUUUGCUGAAGUCCUAGUUGAACAUGUUGUUUACAUGGGUAAUGCGAGUGGGAGACCUCCAUUCGCGAUCAUUGAGAAUAUCAUCCGUCACAUCCAUUCCUUGGCCAAGACCCAUCCUUUGAAUGUGACGAUCGCGUGCCGCGCAGUUCUCCGUGAGAUUGGCAAGGAACGCCCACUUGCUCUGCUUCCGGGCGAUCUCGUCCUUCUUACUGGCAUUUCAAGCUUCUUCCCCACAUCAGAUCACUUCCAUACGACAGCGACACCUGCUCAUCUCUGCCUAGCUCGUUACCUGGGUCAGUGCACUACCACCUCUCUUUCGGACCUUGCACGUGGUGUAUUUGCCGCAAGUCUUUGCCUUCAAUAUCAAGCCACCUCGAAGAGAUACAUGCCCGAGUUCAUUAAUUAUACUUUGAACGCCCUCUGCAAUCUUUCCCCUACGGAGCCAACUGUCAAAUUUGGAUCUUUCCCCUACAGACAGUCGCAGGAGUCUGUUCGACUCGCAUCCUCCAAGAAGGUCACACCACGCAAGCUGCAAUUCCACGAUGUGACCACUUCUCCCUCUCAGCCCGAGGCGCAAGAGGAACUCAAGAUUUCCCUCUUGACUACUCUGGUGUCUCUCCUUGGCUCUGCUUCCGACACCUGGGCCGAGAAAUCCGCUUUCACUGAGAUCUUCACGCCAGCCCGUGCCGUUCUGCAAUUCCUCCAGCAAUCACUCAAGGGCAAGACAUACGCAGCAGCUCGCGAGCCCAUUCAGAGCACCUUGAACAAGAUCGAUGCCCACCUCGCGCAGGCUCGUCUAGUUCGCCGUCCGCUGUUCUUGCAUGACCACAAGCCCCUGGCCAUCAAGACAGCUAUUCCUAAGUUCGAGGAGAACUUCAACCCCGACAAGCAUUACGAUCCCGAUCGCGAGCGUGCGGAGUCCAACCGUCUCAAGAAGGAGUUCAAGCGCGAGCGCAAGGGUGCCAUGCGCGAGCUCCGCAAGGAUGCCAGCUUCGUUGCUCGCGAGAAGCUGCGCGAGAAGAAGGAACGCGAUUCCGAGUACGAGAAGAAGUACAAGCGUCUUGUUGCGGAGAUUCAAAGUCAGGAGGGUCGUGCUGCCAACGAGUACGAGCGGGCACGUGGCAAACGGUAA